This is a messenger RNA of Strongylus vulgaris, 819 nucleotides long. Lineage: Eukaryota; Metazoa; Nematoda; Chromadorea; Rhabditida; Strongylidae. The record is from the annotation of a GenBank genome assembly.
AUGGCUCCCGUCACGGCUCGCCGCGCAGAAGCACGGAAGAUGAAAGCAGCAAGACUGCGCGAGGAAGCAAACCUAGUGAAGUCGUCAGAAACUGUGAAACAAACAGAUGAUCCAUCGAAGCCGACGUGUUUCUUUGAUGAAUCACUUCUAGCAUGCGAUAUAUGUCUGGAGAUUAUGCACAAUGCGAUGAAUGUCUCUCCUUGUAAUCAUAAGUUCUGUGCUGGUUGUAUAUACGAAUGGAAUUCGUUGAAUACAAAAUGCCCAAAGUGCCGUUGGAGCGCCGCUGAUAUCACACGCGAUGCCACUUUAAACUCAAUAAUAGAGCAGUACCUUAUAGCUUUUCCAGAAAAACGGCGAGAUAAGGCACAACUAAUCGAAUUAGAUGAACGAGAGUUGAAUCAUUUGGAACAGUGGGAAAGAAAACGAGAUUCUGAUGAAGGAGAUUACGAUUAUGAUAUGGAAGAUCAGUUUUUUGAAAGUGACGAUUCCGACACUUUUGAGGUCCAGGGUGAUCAGCUCGAAAGUGAUGAUGAUGUCCUAGAAUAUUCAAAUUCGGAUCGAUGGAGCGAUCGAGAUAUGUUAGGAAGCUUUGAUGAAGAUGAGGAUGAGAAUGACUCCGAUAUCCAACACGAAUAUAUUUCGCGAAGGAAUUUGGAGAAAGCACGAAUGGAGAGGUUACGACGUGAAAAACAGGAACGUGAUAGGCUAAAAGAGCUUGAAGCUGAACGAAGUCGUAAGACGAGCGCCAAAUCCAAGAAGGAAAAGUCUCGUGAUCGCCGUUGUGGCACGGGAGGAGGAAAUGGUGCGGCUUAUUUGUAA